UGAAAAUACGACUGAAGAUGGUAUUACCCAUGAUACUACGAAUCAAAAAAUUAGUUGAAAAGUUCCCUUAUUGUUUUGGGACAUUUUUGUGAAAUCGAAACAUUUUGAAUUGUAAACAAUAGUUGAACUUGCAUCGACAUCAUAUAGUCGGGCCGAUUGUCGAAUGCGUACGUAACGUUUCCAUGGUUCCUUGAUACUCUAACAACGCACGCCAAUGGGCAAAAAAGAUGAGAAAGGUAAGGCGAAAGCCAAGAGUCCCAAACCGGAUGCUCCGGAAAUCCCAGACAUCCCGAUAGGACGUCCCAACGCUUUCGAACUCAUUCGCCGCAAACUCAAGCGGGAGAAAAGCGCCCGCACCGCAAGUUGGCUGCUUUUUCCGGACGUACCCACCUGCACCAAGGAGCUCGGUCUCGAUGAACCGAAGGCCAAAGGGAAGAAGGGCGGAACUUCCGCUCCCGUGGAGAAGGCUCCACCGCCUCGUUCCGUCGCUUCUGAGAUGCGCUCGCGAGUCCUAACCCCAGUUAGCGACAGUGAUGAGGCCAAACGCAAAGUGGUGCUAUUCAAUUUGAAUAUGAAGGAGUACGAUGUGAAGCCGGAAGAGGAAGCUUGGGUGGAGGGCGAGCAUCUGGGAGAUACGGAUCCCGAAAGCGAGGGGUCGGUCAAGAAGUACGUAACGGAUAUUAGACAGUUGGCACGCUUCCGGGAGAUGUACGAGGCGCCGGGGAAGCGGCGUGGAGAAGGCAGGGCGGCGGAAAGGUCACGCGGUUCCAAAGGGACGCUGCCGACGUUGGAAGGUAGACGGGCGUCGAUCAAAAGCAAAUAAAUGAAUACAUUGUCGGCAAAUUUAUGGUGAUGAAAAGCUGGGCUUCAAGCUGUUUUGCCAGACUAAAAAAUUGCACGUUUACUUUAAACAAACAUUUAUCAUAAAAAAGCAAAGCGCAAGGACAUACAUAUACAGAACCACCAAGUAAGCGUAAAAUUCAUCAAAACUUUCGUUCUGCCAAAGACAAAGCACCACACUGUACUAAUAAAAAGUUGAAAUGUUAUGUUUGGUCGAAAACGAUGGAAAAGAGCCGUCUAUUAAAUGCAUACCCUUUAUGGUUAACCUUUGUUUGGUUUGGUACUAUUCGGCAACUGCAGCAUCUUCCCCACCGGCAAAAACUCAUAAGUAAACAACACAUCAUACAGAUCCACCAUGGUGGUGUACAUUUUGGCGGCGUAGUAGGCCUCCCGAUCCGGGCAAUACAUGUCCAGCCGGCACACCGGGCAAGAGAACUCCCGACUAAUGUGGAUCCAAUGCAGGAUGCAGUGGGUGUGGAAGACAUGUCGGCAUGGUGCCAUGAAACAUCGGUCGCACCGCUCGAAAAACUCCAAACACACACUACAGAUCUCCCUCUCUAGCGGCUUACCGUUGCAAAUGGCAGAAAGGGUAAGGGAGUCGAUGCUAGUCUCUUCCGGUGGGUAAUCGGAGUGGGCUGGGGCGGUUGCGCGGUAGCGGAAGAUGGGCGCGGACGAGAACGACGUGGAGGUAGUGAUAACCUGCUGCUCGAUAGUGCCCAGGGCGCGGUAGCCUAACAGCUUGCAAGCCUGUGCCAAUGUUUUCCUACAAACAUGUGUCCAAAAAGAUUGUGGGGAGAAGUAAAACAAAUAGGUUUGUCGUUUUAUUCGA
Molecule: messenger RNA, 1669 nt
Organism: Paramacrobiotus metropolitanus
Lineage: Eukaryota; Metazoa; Tardigrada; Eutardigrada; Parachela; Macrobiotidae
Exons: 1
Coding region: 215-823 (202 amino acids)
Source: RefSeq, a predicted model, not a curated record